UCGCGAGGCGGGCCCACCUGGCUGGCGCAGGUGGCCUGAACGGCGGCGCCCACUUGCCCGAGAUUGGGGCGGGGCCGAAGUUUCCCCGGCCCCUAUUCCACCUCCCGGGGGCAAGGAACUGGGGCGUGAGGGUGACUCCGAGAAGGGGUGUCGUCACUAAUCUGGGGCCACGGGAGUCUGCUCCGGUGAGGCUGGACCUGCAGGCCGCGUCCGAAUGCGGGUGCCCGGGUCGCACUCCCUGCGCUCACCUUCGGAAAGGCGCGUCCAUUCUGCGCCCCUGGGAUCGUCCCGAGGCCAGAAGCGAGGUCUGGCGGGACCUGCGUGCGUGACGUCACAGGCGUUUCCACGGCAACGCGGCUCGCGUCGCCCUCCCAAAACUGCAGAUCCUCCUGCCGGGCCCGCGGUGCCCAGACCGCCCACUGAUCUGAACGAACUCUCUUCUCCAGGCUGUCUGGGCUCUGCUGGAACUUGCAACCUCGAUGGGAAGGCACGGACGACAGGGACAGACAAGAGGCCGCACUGGGCCUUGCAGCAGCAGCAGGAGCCGUGCACCCCACUCCUCUGCUGGCAGCCCCAGUGGGCACAGCAGCAGAAAUGCUAUGGGCGCCGUACCCGUGGACUUGGACACUGCUGUGUCCAUGGGAGCCAUUCCUCAGCACGUCUGCUCUGGGGAUGCGAGCAAGCCAGUGCAGUCAAGUGUGCACCGGGCCAUAGAUCCCCACCGAGAACCAGGCACAGCAGGCCUUCCCCGGCGUGGGAGCCCACGCUCCCUCUGGCGUCACCAGCCCCUUUCAUAGGUGGCCUUAGACUCAGAACCCAAAACCUGGAGAUCCGUUCCCCACGUUUCAAGUCAACUGUACAGCAAAAGGAGCCGUGAAGGGUGAAGGCAGCCGCCAGCAUCGCCCCAUGUUCACCCUCCUCUCCCACCUGCGGCUCAGCUGGCAGCCACCACCCUUUGCAGAGGGUGCUGUCUGCAGCUCAACAACAAAAGCCACCAAGGGGACCAAGUGGUGGGGGCAGUUGGGGCAGUGAGCGGACUUGGUGAAGAACUUGGAGGCAUUCCGGAGGCCAAGGUAUUCCAGAGCUACAGGUGUUGCAGACUGGAAUGCAGUACCUGACACAGGGACUCCCCCACCCGCCAUCUGGCAGCUCUUGCUGAUGUGACUCCGUGGACUGAGUGUGGGCCUGUGAACUGAAAGUCGCUGGUUCAAUUCCCAGACAGGACAGGCCUGGGGUGUAGGCUUGGUCCCUGUUGGGGGGGUGUGAGAAGCAACCACACACUGAUGUUUCCCUUUCCUUACUCCCCCUUCCCCUCUAGGGAAAAAAAAGCACUGGCUCGUGUAGCUCAGUGGAUUGAGUAUGGGCCUGUGAAUCAAAGGAUCGUGGUUCAACUCCAAGUUGGGGCACACGCCUGGGAUGCAGGCCAGUUCCCAGCAGGGGACCUACGAGAGGCAACCGUACACUGAUGUUUCUCUCCCUCCCUUCCCCUCUGAAGAUAAAUAAAAUCUUAAAGAAAAAAAAUUAAAACACUUCUACCAGUCACCAGUUUUGCCCUUGAAUCUUCUCCCAGGCAGACCACCCUGGGAGACCCUCAGGCUUCCACACGGAGACCACCCUGUCACUGGCAACAGCCCCUCACCCCCAUGGCCUCCUGGGGAGGAGACUUCACACAACUUCUGUGGGAGAAGACAUCGUCACACAACUUCUUUUUAACUUGUGUGUAUUUGUCACAACCUUUUAAAGCAGAACGUGAGUUGAGCACUACGUUUCCAUUCACAAAACUCUGAGCUCUUUCUGACGGCGCCACAGCACCGUCUGCACAAACCGGCCCUGUGGAGAGGUGCUCCCUCCCUCCCGCGGUGCGGCCCACGUGGCUCACUAACGUCUAGAGGCUGUACAUGCAGCUGGCAACUACAGGGGACAGCAGGUGUGCAGAGUCGAUCCUAGGGGACAGAAGCUGUUUACCUCAACAUGUCAACAA
Molecule: messenger RNA, 1981 nt
Organism: Artibeus jamaicensis (Jamaican fruit-eating bat)
Lineage: Eukaryota; Metazoa; Chordata; Mammalia; Chiroptera; Phyllostomidae
Exons: 3
Coding region: 215-877 (220 amino acids)
Source: RefSeq, a predicted model, not a curated record